Molecule: messenger RNA, 1515 nt
Organism: Emiliania huxleyi CCMP1516
Lineage: Eukaryota; Haptophyta; Isochrysidales; Noelaerhabdaceae
Exons: 7
Coding region: 1-1515 (504 amino acids)
Molecular function (GO): NADH dehydrogenase activity
Source: RefSeq, a predicted model, not a curated record
AUGAUUGAUGGAGAGCGCGUUACGUACGAGUACGCUGGGCCGGCGGCGGCGGCGCCUGCCUACCACACUCACUCACCAUCCAUGGAUGGCACUUUGCGCCCUAUCGGGCCUAGUGGUUUUUCGGACUCUAUGCUUCGGGUCAGGCAGCUCGGGCCGCUCGGUCUCGGCCGGCACUUCCGUGGCGCGGCCGGCACUUCCGCUUCGACCACUCGGCCACGCGUCCUCAUCCUUGGAAGCGGCUGGGGCGGCGCCAAGCUCGCUCGCGGACUCGACAAGGACAAGUACGAUGCCAAGGCGAGGACGCUGGACCUCGAAAAGCAGUAUGUGAGCUGCGAGGGCAUCUUCACGGGGCGCUCCUUCGACGUGUCCUUCGACUACCUUGUCGUGGCCUGCGGAAACAAGACGAACACCUUCAACACGCCCGGCGUGGCCGAGCGCGAGGGCGAAGAGGUCUUCUUCCUCAAGCACCUCCACCACGCGCGCCAGAUCCGCAACCGCAUCAUCGAGUGCAUCGAGCGAGCAGCCAACCCGACCCUAACCGACGCAGAGCGCGCACGGCUGCUCUCCUUUGUCGUCGUCGGCGCGGGACCGACCUCGUGCGAGUUCACGUCCGCGCUCUCCGACUUUUUGCGCGAUGACGUGGCAAAGUGGUACCCCGAGGAGGCGAAGCAGGCGAAGGUCACGCUGGUGGAGGCGGGGCCGCGCAUCCUCGGCCCCUUCGACGCGGCGCUCGCCGAGUACUAUCGCGGGCACCUUGUCGCGCGCGGCGUGGAGAUGCGAACCGCGACCUCCGUCACCGAGGUGUGGCACGGCGACGACCGCGAGGGCAACCACACGACGCACGCACGCCUCAGCGACGGAGGCACCCUCCCCUUCGGCGCGAUGGUGUGGUCGGCGGGCCUCGCGCUAGUCAGGUUCGUCGAGCGGCUCGACGCGCUCCCCAAGCAGGAGCUAGGAGUGUCCUCGUUGGACGGUUCGCAGCGCCUCCUCACCGACAGCAGCCUGCGAGUACCCGGCACGAGAGGGCGCGUCUUCGCGAUCGGCGAUUGCGCGGGUGUGGAGGGGGCGCAGCUGCCGCCCACGGCCAGCGUGGCGGAACAGCAGGCGGCCUACCUGACCCACUGCUUCAACCAGCACUACUGCGCCUUCGACCCGAGCACCGACGCCGACUUGCCGCCCCCCGGGCCGGUGCGACCGGCCGCGUCGCCCGUGAGCCUCGCCUUCUUCCUCGACUACCUCUUCACGCCGACGCCCGCAUUCCGCUACGUCGAGCCCGGCUCACUCGCGAGCCUCGGCUCGCGCGCGGGGGUGAUGGACGGCUCGAAGUCGGAGCUGGGUCUGCCGAGCGUCACGGGCUGGGCGGCGAUCGUCGCGUGGCGGGGAGCAUGCUGGACAAAGCAGCUGAGCUGGUCCAACAUGCUGCUCAUCCCGAUGUUUUGGUUCAAGAGCGCCGUCCUCGGGAGGGACAUCAGCCGUUCGCUUAUUUUUUCUAUCUAUCUGUUUUUCAGUGUAUGA